GACCCUGACAAGGAGGUAUCGUGGGCGGAGCUUCCGCUCAGGUAGAGCCCGUGUGUUCCCAGGUGUGCGGCGUUUAGAAGAAACCGACAACCCGCCGAAAAACGGUCGAGUCAGAAAGCUGUCGAGAAUGAAUUUACAAACGACAAUAAUAUGAAAAACAAAGGAAACAGAAAGACGGGCACAGGACUAUGCUGUGCCAACCUCAAGGACAACAAAGUCUUGAUGAAGAUGGGGUUGGCGCUGGUGCUGGUGGGCCAUGUAAACUUUAUUCUUGGAGCACUGGUGCACGGCACUGUGCUCAGACACAUCAGUCUGCAACGCCAGGUCAAGAAUUUGGUGUACCCCAUCGCCAAUAUCAUCGCUAUCGUGGCAGGUCUUUUGGGAGGGAUCUGUGGAAUAACAGCUAUAGUCCUAUCCAGAAACAAGAAAAACAGGAUCCUGAUAUGGGUCCUGCUGGUCUUCAGUUUCAUAGCAGGUUUCCUGGCGUCUGCCUCCACCGUGGGCUUGUUAGCUUCUGUGAUUACAGCUAUUAUGUCCAAAGGAAAGGCCCUGCUGUCACAAUGCAACGCAGCCGUUCAGAAUAUUAGCUCUUUUAGCAUCACAAACGAAUGCCCCUUUGAUCCCACCCGUAUCUACGCGACCACCAUCAUUCUGUGGCUGCCGCUCAUCUUUAUGUCUGUUGUGGAAGCAGUGUUCUCCUUCCAUUGCUUUGCUGCCUGCACUUCAUUCCUCUACCUCUGUCCAUGCAGGAAGAGGCCACGUGUGAAGAACAGGAUGCGGAGAUCUGCUGAAACCACACCAGCACUGCAAUACAGGGAGACGGACACUGAAGUGGGAUCUACAGAGCAGGAUGACCUGCUGGACAGCAACACUGCUGGGGUGCAGAGUGACUUACUCUGAAGCAGCUGAAUCUAAGAGAAUAGGUUACAAAGUGCUGAGCUGCACUGGCUAAAGCGUGGAUUGUUACACAUUUAAUGUAUGAAGACAAGUUGACAAUAGGGCUAGCCUUUUUAUAUCAAAAUGCAUUGUAUUCUUGUGUUAAAGAAUUAAAACUUUUCCAAACAAAA
Molecule: messenger RNA, 1067 nt
Organism: Maylandia zebra (zebra mbuna)
Lineage: Eukaryota; Metazoa; Chordata; Actinopteri; Cichliformes; Cichlidae
Gene: tmem54a
Product: transmembrane protein 54a
Source: RefSeq, a predicted model, not a curated record